AUGACCUCCAUGUCGUCCAAGCGUAUCUCCAAUGGUGCUAUUAUUGAUUGCAGCCAUCCGAGCAAGCGCUCGGCUUGUAAAAACAUCCAUCGAGAGACCGAUGCCGCUAAUGGCAUUGCGUUGCCGUUCAUCAUGUUUCGCCAGCUCCCAGCCAAGCCGGCUGAGACUGUCGCGGAUGUCCCAUCCAUCUUCGCUUCCACUUCUCCUCCCCCGCCCUCCGAGCCGGCCAAGUUCGUUCCAAGCCCUGAGGCCCUCGAGUUUCUUUCCGCUCUAUUCUUCAGGUCCUACGUUGCACCACGAUUCAAGGUUCCAUUUGGUGUCUACGACCCGGUUGAUGCACCCUGUUCUACCUAUGUUGAGCCUGAGGAGCAACUAUCUCUCCUUGCUCACAAGCUACAAAGCUUUGACAUUACUACAGUCCAUGUUGAAUGGACUGUCAUUCAAGUCGAGACUCCAGCUCUUGGCGCUGCGCCAUCAAAAAAGAAGCCGGAUAGUCUUGAUAAGCUGUCUGCUCAGCUGACAAAGAACAGUCUCGAGUCCCUCAGGAAGGAGCUCGCAAAGCCCAACGAAGCUCUUACAACUCGAGUGACAAAAAGAGUGUUCUCUAAACGUUCUCGUCCCCUUGUCCAACUCUCACCUCUUAACAUUGCUUCAUUGACUGCCAUCCAUGAUGAUAGUGCUACAUCAUCCCACCGGUCAGACGCAUCUAGUGUGUUUAGUGAUUCUGAUGAUGAGGACUCUCGCUCUGGCACAACUUACUGCUCUUCCGAGAAACAGCUACUCAAACAUUCAUCCCUUGUAUCUGAGUCAGUUGCAUCUUCUACCGCGGAUCCAACUGUUCGUGAUACUAGAUGCAAGAACGAGUCUGUGGAAACUCAAGAAGAAAAUACCUCUCUUAAGGACGAUCAGUGUGGUAAUCUCACGUGUAAUAAUACCUCUACUCGGAAGCCCUCCAUCGGUGAGGCUCGGUCGGGUCAAGAUGUUAAGCUCGAUCUGAACGUCAUACCGGAAAGGUAUAAUAAUAGUAUCCCUUCGGACCUCGCGCUUGACGAGGUUCUUCAAUGUGUUCCAAUCGACCACGACAUGAUUGCAGACCAGAUAACACCACCUUGCCUACAUAAUAACGACGUGACUGAGGUCAUGGAAACUACUUUGAUGCAGCAUGAAGAUCUAUCUGAGGCAGAGGUACCAUACAGCGAGAUUUUAUCAGAGGCAGAAUUAUCUUUUUCAGCAGAUAUUACACAGGACGACUCUCUGCUUGAUGAAGAGAAUCUGGUUCUUUCGCCGCCUGAAAUAGCUAUCGAUCUUGUCCAAGAGCCUCGUGUGACGGAUAUUAGUUUCCCACAAGCAUGUGACACCUUUCCCGGUGACACUUAUCUGGCUGGGCCGUUCUUGAGUCCGGAAAACAACCAUUCCUAUACCGAGAUUGCCUUUGCCCAAACUACCCCUAUUUUCGAUAGUGGCGAGCCGUCCACCCCUGUCUGUAAAUUGUUUCCUGACUCCACUCCUCUUCCUACUUGGGCGGUUGACGCUGCGCCGGAAUAUGAAGACUCUGAUGGAUGUGACUGUGCAGAAGAUUUUGAUGAAUGUGUCUCUGAGGAUGACAGGGGCACUAACGAUCAGCCUAAGCUGCGUUCUCCUGUCAUGACUGAUGGGCAAGAACCUGAUGCUCCAAAAGUGAUUGCGAUUUCUCUUGAAGGUGGAGACAGUUCCACAGGCGUAUCACUUGAUACUACCUCGCCUUUGGGAGAUAUUGACGCGGAAUUUGAGGCUCGGGGGUGGACACUUGGGGGUAGCUGGCAAGAUGAUGAUGAGCUUGACGACCCUGUGCCGUCUAAGUUACAGGUAGUCAAGCAAGUUAUUCCUUCUGCUUAUGAGAAAUCUCGGUUUGGAAAUAUUUGCAAGAACCUGAACAUCACUUGUGUGAGUGAUGGGUUCUAUCGUUGGAAUCCUGGUAACUAG
Morchella sextelata is the source of this 1962-nucleotide messenger RNA. RefSeq lists its product as uncharacterized. The transcript has 10 exons. Lineage: Eukaryota; Fungi; Ascomycota; Pezizomycetes; Pezizales; Morchellaceae. The record is from RefSeq and is a predicted model, not a curated record. Bases 1 to 1962 code for a protein of 653 amino acids.